Molecule: messenger RNA, 1053 nt
Organism: Gilbertella persicaria
Lineage: Eukaryota; Fungi; Mucoromycota; Mucoromycetes; Mucorales; Choanephoraceae
Exons: 1
Coding region: 1-1053 (350 amino acids)
Source: RefSeq, a predicted model, not a curated record
AUGCGUAUCGCUUUACUCUUUGUUUCUCUUGUCUUUUUUACACUUUUGUCUUAUGCCACAGCAGACACGUAUGCUUUCAAGUAUGGGUUUAAACAAAAGACUGCUCAAGACUUUAUGUUACCUAGAAAAGUGCGAUCAUCGUCGCCUUGGCUUUUGUUCUUUACAGAUUGGCUUCAUGACUUGCCAUCAGUAUUUGCCUUGACAUGCAUGAAAAUAACUUAUUAUUUUGUCUUGCUCUAUAAUGCACUGCAUGAUGUUUACCUCUCUCAACUUCGACUACCCACCCUGUACGCACCCAUUGAUCCCAUUUAUCACCAGCGUAAUAUUUCAGCUAUCAUUUAUCAACUGGAAACACAACGCCACGAAGCUAGAUUGGUGCAUAAGAAAUGGGUUCAAGACUCUUUUGAGAUUCAUGACAUUCUGGUUAAUUUUGUACAAAAUCAGCUCAACGAAUGGCAGCACCUCAUGACUCAAUGGAACACUACACACCAUAUCAACCAGGCCUUUCUUGAGUAUGAUUGGAAAAUGGCCAAUCAAAGCCUUCGUCAACUGUAUCGUACUGGCUAUUACAGCACACUGCAACUUAAGCCUAGAUUGAGUCAUGUGCCUUUGCGGAUUGAGCCCUAUAAUCAGGCUUUAUUCCAGCAAUUGAUGGCCUACUUGCAUCAACUCCAUCAGAUCCAGAUAGAUCAAACCAAGCAUGUGUUGGUUCGUCAUCUGAAUUUUGUGAGACAUGAUACGUACCUUCAACUCUAUCAUUCUUUUUUGGCCAGAAAGCAAGGUAAAUCGUAUGCAUUACAUCACGUGACUCUAUCGCCUUUUGUGUUGACUCGCCUCAACAAGAUCUGGAAAGAAGAUCCAGAAAAGACAGUGCCUUAUUAUUUUUUAAAAAAAGCGACACCUUUACAGCUGAUUUGGUUCCUUGUCAAGUUUAUAUGGACUUGGGUGAUAGACUAUAUUUGUGUUUGUUUAGGGAGCUAUCAUCAAAUGGAAAGAGAAAAAUUGCUUCAUCAGUUGGAUAUGUCAAUUGAGAACCUUGUUCAUUUUGAAUAA